AUUUUGCAGGCUGACUGCGGCGGGAUGAUCCUGGAGUUGCACCUGCCAUUCCAUUUCUUCUCCUCCGGGUCUUCGGGAGAGCUCAGGGGCAUGAAUAGAAAAUGAGGACUCUGGGGUACGCAGAGCAUCAGGCAGCCUAGAGACUGGUAGAAGUACAGUGAUGGGGUCUUGUAUUUGAUGCUCGCAAUUCUAAGUGUUUUUGGAUGGUGCUGUGUCUGAGGACUCCAGCUGAUCUGAUGAUAGCCUAAGAAGACUACAUGCUGUUCCCUCCGAGCACCAAGCGAGGCUCAUUCGGAACCUUGGAUCUCAGUCCUUCAUGGAGACCAGCUCCCAGCAGGAAAUUGGCAUCCAGAUGGUUCCUCCAUGUGAAGUUGUCUCUGGCUGUGGGCUGACUGGAGGACACCUGGUGGCCAGGCCAGCCUUUUCUCAGUCAUCCAGGACAGGGCAGCAUGGUGCGGAUUCAAAGGAGGAAGCUUCUGGCAUCUUGCCUGUGCAUGACAGCUACUGUCUUUCUGAUGGUCACACUGCAGGUUGUGGUCGAGCUUGGAAAAUUUGAAAGGAAGAAGCUUAAAAAUGCCAAUUUGCAAGAUGGACAUAAAAAUGUUGAGGAAGAGCCUAACCAUCUUAACCCAUUUCCUGAAAAGGAAGCACUAGCCUUGGGUGUGAAGAAUGCGAUGGACAUUGGGAGCUACCCGGUUGUGCUGUGGUGGUCCCCCCUGACUGGAGAGACGGGCAGGCUCGGCCAGUGUGGAGCAGAUGCUUGCUUCUUCACCAUCAACCGGACCUUCCAGCAUCAUCCCAUGACCAAGGCCUUCCUCUUCUAUGGUACUGACUUUAACAUAGACAGCUUGCCUCUGCCUCGGAAAGCCUAUCAUGACUGGGCCCUUUUCCAUGAAGAGUCCCCCAAAAACAACUAUAAGCUCUUCCACGAGCCGGUCAUCACCUUAUUCAACCACACAGCCACGUUCAGCCGGCACUCCGACUUGCCGCUGACCACCCAGUACUUGGAAGGUGUGGAAGUCCUGAAGUCUCGCAGAUACCUGCUUCCUUUGCAGUCUAAAAACAAGCUAAGAGAAAAACUUGCUCCACUGGUGUACGUACAGUCAGACUGUGAUCCACCGUCAGACAGGGACACCUAUGUUCGUGAGCUGAUGGCUUACAUUGAAGUGGACUCCUAUGGUCAGUGUUUACAAAACAAAGAGCUUCCUCAGCCACUGAAAAAUCCAGCCUCCAUGGACGCCGACGGCUUCUACAGAAUCAUCGCCCAGUACAAGUUCAUCCUUGCGUUUGAGAAUGCGGUCUGUGACGAUUACAUCACAGAGAAGCUCUGGAGGCCACUGAAGCUGGGGGUGGUGCCUGUGUAUUACGGAUCCCCCACCAUCGCAGACUGGCUCCCGAGUAACAGAAGCGCCAUCCUUGUUUCAGACUUUCCUCACCCCAAAGAACUGGCACGCUUCAUUAGACAACUGGAUCACGACGAUCGAUUGUACGAAGCCUAUGUGCAAUGGAAGCUGAAGGGUGAGAUCUCUAACCAGCGACUUGUGACGGCUCUCCGGGAACGGAAGUGGGGAGUGCAAGACAUCAACCAGGACAACUACAUCGAUACGUUUGAGUGUAUGGUGUGCCGCAGGGUGUGGGAAAACAGUAGGCUACAGGAGCAGGGCUUACCACCCAAACAAUGGAAGGCAGACAUUAGCCACCUGAGUUGCCCAGAGCCUACCUUGUUCACCUUCUCAUCUCCCGUGUCUCCGGCCCUGCGUGAGCGAUCGUUGAGAGAGCUGUGGCUGCCCAGCUUCCAGCAGUCUAAGAGGGAAGCCCAAGCACUAAGGUGGCUGCUGGAUAGGAAUCAGAAUUUUUCAUCUGAAUACUUUUGGGGCCUAGUCUUUAAGGACUGAUUUUAAAAGGUAAUAGGAUGACAGAAUUAGAUUAAUUUUCUUGGAGGCCUUAAUAUUUGGAGAUAAUAGCUAUUCCGUUGAGUAUCCUUUAGAAUAAGAACUAAUUGCAACAGUUCUCACAAAGAGCUCUGUCAAUUAAUAUCUGUAAAUUACUUUUAGAGGUUGCCUCUAUAUUUUUAUACUAAAACAAUUGACUUUUUCAAGUGGACACUGGUUGCCUUCAGUUUAUGUGUUUGGACGCAUGUAUGCUCUGUCUUCUGUGGAAGCUGACCCUAAGGUCAAGUGCUUUCGUAGCUGCAGCUCUAGCUGUGGAUGGAUACUCACCUCCCUGUCAGCUGCUCAUUGGUAUUUGGCAAGUCCAGUUUGGUGAUGCUGAGAAUGAGUGAAACACAUUAGAACUUGGCAAUGAGCGAUCCCAUCUGUUGUUCUGAGCGAUGUGAGUGAGUAAGAAAAGCCAUGUCAGGCGUCUCUGUUCUCCAAAGGACACAUGCAUGUCUUUCUUCGUCUCUACACCCCCAAGCCGCCUCACUCUGAAGGGGCUCUAGCUGGUCCAAGCAUAACAAACACGUCUCUGGAGACCUUGCCCUUCCUCCAUGCCCUCUCCUUGCUAAACUGUUAGAUUGUUCCUAAAGCUGGCCUCCAAAGUCUGUUCCCUUAUUUGGCCACUUCUGCCCCUGAAGAUGACCACCAAUGUCCAGCUAUCAAAGUUAAAGUCCAGCAAUCAAAAGCCCCCCUUUGGCUACCCUAAUUAACAUGCCCAAUCAAAAUUAAACACCUCAUCCUAACACGGUUUUCCCUUUUUUUCUUUAUAAACUGCCUUUUGCCUAUCCAGAGGCAAAUAUCCCUCCCCCCUCUUUGUUCCUUUCCCUUCCCCUGUUCUCUAUCUCCUGUCUUUGUCCCUUUCCCCUGCUCUUUGUCCUGGGGCAAAUAAAUCUCCUUUGUACUGAGAACCUGCCUGGUCUUGGGGUGUCUUGUGCUGACUUUGAUGUCCUUUCAACUAGCCUAGUCUACAUUCUGAUGACCUGUGGCUUCCUCCCAUUUCUCUCAGAAGUAGAAUUUUCUAUAAAGACAUGACUCCUCCUAGUUUUUCCGUUAGUGUGAUGUCACUAACUGUCUCUUAUUACUGUGGAGCAGAAGAGGAAGAAUUGUCAGAUUCAUGGUGAACAGCCGUUUGCUUUGGCCAAGGUGAGGGAGGUGAAUGCCCUGGGCUCUCCUUUGGGUUCAAGCUGAUCAUCAUUAGGAUGACGUAACAGCCUCUCAUCAGACUUGCAGAUGAGCAUUUUCUGGUUUCUAAUGCUGUCAGAGAAGGUUCAGCCACAUUGUUUGGCUACCUACCAGCCCUCUGAAAACAAGAAGAAACAACAUUGGCCUUCAUUCCAGUUAGAUGGGAAGAGACGUCUGGUCAACACAAAGCCUGUUGGUAGCUGUUGUGUUCACCUUUGUGUUCUUAACUCCAGCAGUGGCAGCCAGUCUGUAAGAAAUGAGGAUUAAAAACAGCACACUGGUGAUGAGCGGUAGGAUCACCUUGCUGGUGGGAGAAUCUGUCUGUGGAGAGGGUCUCCUCAGCCUGUCAUUAAUUCAGCAUGAUUUUAGGCAAGCCUCUACCUCCCUAGGUCUUGGGUCUUAUACCUUAAGAAGUGAUUGAGAUGAUAUUUGAGGUUGUAACAGUCUUUAAUUCCUCAGGAAAUUUUAAGAUGUUUAAUUUUGUAGGUGCUUUUACUAAAAUGGGAAUAAACUGGCUUAGAUGUGUUUUUCAAGAGAAGGUUAUUCUUUGGGGAGGAGCAUAUGUAUUUUACAUAUUAUAUGGAUUAUUGGAAAUGGAGGGGAGUAUUACUAUUAUUAUUAUUAAUCUAAUAAUAUCAAAGCAGUAGAGGUUUGAAAGGGGGUUGUUGGUGCAAGUUCAGGCUUUAAACUGUGUACUGAAUGAAGUGGGAUUCUUUUGGAAUCCUCAAAAUGGUCUGCAAAAGCAUUUAUGCCUUUGACAAAAUAAUGUAGUAGCUUUACCUUCUCUCCAUAAAUGUUUAAAACAAAUGCUUAGUUCAUCAUGUGUUUCUUAAAUCUCAAUAUGUCAGGCAAUUAACAUUUUUGAGAAUCUCAAAUACGAUGAAUAUGACCAAUUCAAAAAAUGAUGAGUGAUUCUCCCCCAACCUCUCUCAGUGUCACUGCAAUGUGCACACCCCUAACUUAUAAAUCCAGUCAGUGCUGGUCAUCUGUGCAUGGGUGAAGGGCCUUGCACUGGCACACAGGAACACCGUCAGAGGCCACAUACUCAAGUGUAAAUAGCCUGGAGAUCGUCUUUCCCACUAUUGCGGGGAUUUUGACUCACAUGAUCUUGUGAGAGUCUUGUUUAGGUAGCCCGGGCUGCUGUGAGUUCAUCGUGUGAUGGCAAUGCCAUGUGUAGAGGACAUCAUUUCUCAACACUUCUUCCCAUCUUCUGGCUUUUGCUUUCUUUCUGUCCCACUUUCUCAAUGUUUCCCUACCCUUGACUGGGGCAGGUGUUUGAGAUAGAUGUCCCAUUUAUGGCUGAGUACUUUAGCCUUCUGUUCUCAGCAUGUUGUCCAGUUGUGCUUCUCUCCAGCGACUGCUGCCCACUGCAAAAAGAAGUUUCUGUGAUUAAGGCUCUGUUACAGGUAUAAACAAAAUUUAUUUCCUUUCUUAAAAUAAUUUUUUUCUAGAGUUCCGUACAUGAGUGCAUCAUUUCCACCCAUCUUUGUCUGUUCCCUAACUUCUUCCUUUCUUUAUUCACUUUCAAAUUCAUGACUUAUUUGAUUAUAAUUAUUAAUGUUAUACACACACACACACGUAUAUAAAACCUACUAAGCCAUUUAGUGUUACUUGUAUGUUCAUGUGUUUAGGGCUGACCGUUUGCUAUUGGACCACCUGUCAGGGCUCUUAUACCUAGAGAAUAUGGAUUCUUUCUUUCUCAGCAGCCACUGACUGCCAGUAGCUCUGUAUCUAGGGAUGGGCCCUUAUGUAAUUUCACCCAUUUCCAUUGACAUGUUGACUGGUAUGGUCUUUAUGCAGGUCUACUUUAGGCAGCCAUUCUGUUGAGAUUUCAUGGGUGCAGGAUCUCUGUCAUGUCUAGAAGACACUGUCAUGGGUGCAGCUUCACUGUUGUGUCUAGAAGACGUGGUCAAGAGUACAGCAUUCUUGUUCUAUCUAGAAGACACUGUCUUACACCAGGUAUCAUGGCCCUCUGGUUCUUACUCUCUGUUUUGUAUGGUUUUGUUUUUACUCUCUCUCAUUUUACUUGAAUUAUCUUUCAUCCAACAUAUUCUAAUCUUGCUUUCCCCUCCUCUACCUCCUCCCAGAUCUUCCUCAUCUCCCCACCUACCCAGUUCUAUGACCUUGCUCUAAAAAAACAAACAAAAAAACAGACACCUCCAACUCCCCCCCCAAAAAAACUGAAAACAAAAUAUACAAGCAAACCAUCAACAAAACAAAAAAAUGCCUAAACAAAAAAAGUACAAAAGCAUCAUUGAGUUUGUGUUGUGGGCCAAAUACCCCUGGGCAUGAGGCCUGCUUUGAAGUGUGGUUCUAGGCCCUGAGAUACUGCUUUGGGGAAAGCUAAUUUUUCCUUUGCUAGCAGUUUCAAAUUAAGCACAGUUUCCUGGUUAGUGGGUGGGAGCCUGUUUAUACUUCCCCUCCUCAGUGUUGUGUUGUAAAUGUACCUGGACACCCCAUGUUCACUUAUUCUCUGUAUCUUGACCACUUGUGGGUCUCUAGAGUAGCCUUAUAUGAUGAGGUCCCCAUAAUGAUGAGAGUUACCAUUAUCUGUGGCUGUAAGAAUAAAUGCUAUACUACAGUUAAAAGAUAUAUUGAUUUAAGAAGAGGGUGGUAGUAAAUUCUCCUCUUGGUUCUGUGAACUCUCCAGCCGUGGGUGGUUGGCAUGAGUUCCUUAAGUCCAAUUAGUUUUCAUCAAGGCAUAAAUGUCACUAUUGCAUAUUUCAUGCCAUCUUGUUCCAUCAUAGUUCUUUUUCCUGAGUUCCAUGGUAAAAUUUUGUCUAAACUUCAUUGGAGUAUAUCUCUAAGAAUUUUUAUACCAAAUAAAGUUUUUGAUUAUGUCAUACCCUCCCCAUUUGUGGACGAUAGAGAAGAGGAAAUUCCAUGAGAUUAAAAACUGGAGUAAAGUUAGGUACUCUGUCCCUAAAGCAAAAUAAUAGUACUGUGUUCACUCAGGUAAAAACCUUCUGAACUCAGAUCUCUGUAACUGGAGAGUAGUAGUCUAGUGGUCAGACACCAAAGAAAUAUUUCUUUGUGCAGUGUAUAGUAGUUAACACAGACACCUCACAACUGGCCAGAGUACAGAGACUGAGUGUCAGUGGAGGGCUCAGCUACAAAAGGGUCAUGUACAUCACACCCUUCCCCAAGGCUCAGGGACCAUUGAGGAAGAGGAUGCGGAAAGCUUGUAAGAGGCUGAGGUCAGGGAGGACUGGAGUGAAAUGGUACCUUCUGGACAUUACAGCACUGCUGCACUCAUGAAAUCACAGCAGCUAUGCUUGCCAGGACAAGGUCAAGCCAGUCGCUCUAGCAUGGAGUGGGAAUGGAUUCUUGAGCCCUGACCAGCAAUCAAAGAGCUGUGGAGAGAUGAUGCAUUCUAGGGAAGGGAGAGUCGUUUUUCUUCAAUGGCUUGCCCCUGGUAGGUUAGCCAUGCUCGUGUGGCUCAUUCCACACCCAGGAAUAUUUGGAAAGCAUUAUUUAGAUUCUGUGGGUUAUUAAAAAAUAAGGACAUGACAUUGUGGGGUAUAGGACAUCAGGGAAGAUAUUGGGAAGAUAUAGAGACAGGACUUGUGAGUAAAUAUUAUCAAAGUACAUUGUAAUAGUUCUCAAAGAAUUACCAAAAAUACAAUGGAAUACAUGUCAAUGAAAAUAAAUGUGGUAUGUGGUAUUAUGGAAUUUUUGUGUACCCACAGAUUUGAGACUUACAUGCUUCAAGAUUUAUUUUUGUUCCAUAGCCUAUGUUUCUUCUGUCACUAGGCUUUCCCUAAUAAGAUGCCUUCUUGCUUCUGACAAUUGCUGUUAAUAGUGUGAGAAAUGUCUCCCCAUCUAACAUGCUCUUGUCUGCUAAUAAGAACUGCACUCUGAAUGCCUAAGUGUACUUUGCCUACAUUUGUGCUGUCAUGCCAUACUUGUCUUUACCUCGCUCUCUGUGAACUGCCUCACGGGGCCACAAUAAGGAAUGCCUAUGCAACAGCCACUUUAGUGCCUCAGUAUAUUUUAUCUAGAUUAUCCACAAGAACAAGGUUUCAAAGCAGCAUGAGAAAGUGCAGAGAAAACCUACCAGAAUUUUUAUGAAGAUGAACAUUUUUACUAAUGUUUGCAAGUAGUCUUCACUUCUGUCCCUGGAAAUGGAGUCAACUUUGACUUUGGUCAUGAAACAAAUCUAAAGUUUAGAACUUAAAUUCUUACCAGCUUACGGAGUAGUUUCUAGUAGCUGGAAUAUCCAUCAGGGCCAUUAUUAUUAGUAGCAACUGGAUGCAUAGUAUGUUUCUCAGAAGAAAAACUGAAAAUGAGUAUCAUUUUUCCAGUCAUAUAUUAUGCAUUACGCAUAAAAAAGCCAGAUCAGUAUCUGUGGAACAUAGCAUAGCACAGACCUGAGCUUGAAAAACCUUACAUGGUAUUAUGUAUUUUUCAAAGCCAUUACAGUUUCUGCUAAAUAUAUUCAGGGAUCUCUUCUAGCCUUCCCAUUCCCCAGUUCCAAGACACUUAACACACUUUGCGUCCACGUACAGCCUCACCCCACUUCUGAUACCAAGUUCUGUCUUAGUUUCUCUUGGUUGUUUUAUAGAAUAUCACAGACUUGGUGGCUUAUGAAUAACUAAAAUUUACUUCUUAUAUUUUUGGAGGCUGGGAAAUCAAGGUGCCAGUCCAUUUGGUGUCUAGUCAGUGACUACUUGGUUCACAGAUAGCAGUCUUCUUGUGAUUCACAUGGAAAUACAUGAGUGAGUUCUCUGAGGCUUAUUUUAUAGCAACACUGAUCCACCUACAUGCCCUACUUACUUCCCAAAGACCCUACAUUUCUGUAUAUGUUUAAAAAAAAACAAAAAAACAGGGUCUCAUUAUGUAUCCCUGGCUUGCCUAGAACUGUGUUUAAAGAUUUGGCUGGCUUCAAAUUCACAGAGAUCUGACUGCCUCUGCCUUCCAAGUGCUGAGAUUAAAGGUGUGCACCACCACACCUGGCAAAUGCCUAAUAUUUGACAUUAAAAUUUUAGUAUAUGCAGUCCCUAGCACUAGUGUAGAGUAAGUUGACUACCGUAGGGCAGGAUGGGCACAAUUCUGCAUAAGUAGUGUGUCUUGGAAUCAUCAAAGUAUGUAGUAUGAAAGCCCAAAGAAGAACAGUGUGAUUAGUUUAUGUUAUGCAUAGAAACUUUGCAGUCUUGAAUAUUUUAUAAAAUGUUCUUAUAGUUCUUUAAAUUUUUGUUUUUAAAAUUUCUAUUAGUGAAUAUCUUUACUACAUAUUGUAUUAUCAACAUAUAUACACUGUAUAUACUAUAUAGUAUAAUAAACGUGUAUAGUAUAAUACAUAUAGUAAUAAAUUAUAUUGCCAAAAAUGUUGGAAAAAGUCAGGGGAUACGGAAUUAUGCAUUAUGACAUCAGAGUAAGAAAAAUAUAACCUGAGUGGAUUCUCUCCAAUGUGUUAUCUUUAUUAUCUUGCUCAAGUUACUUGUCUUUCUACAUAUUCUACCAUGUGCCUGCUGUGCUAGCUAACCUCGUGAGACAGUUGUAAUGAUUAAAUAAGCAAAUGUUCAUACUUUAUAUUUUACAUAAAUGAUGCUGUCUGUAGCCAUUACUCUUUUGAGAAGACUGUGAUUAACAUUUGUCCAAUACGACAGAUUGACUAAUGAUGGUCUUAGGGGGAUGCCCCUUUGUUCUUGUUUGCUAUUAGAUAUGUAUUUGCUUACUGCUGUGGAAUAGGCAUUGUGAGAGGCAAUGUAAUGAUGUAAGACUGAGAGAAAGAAGGUGAAGGGUUCUGGGAGGGCUUUGGGAUUUUAUGUUGUUAUUAAAACAGGGACUAGGAGGGCACAGAGAUAUCUCAGUGAUGAGAGUGCUUGCUGCUUUUGCAGAGGACCCAAGUUCAAUUCUCAGCACCCAUGUUUGGCAGACUGUAAUUCCAGCUCCAGGGAAUUCAGUAUCUUCUCCUGGACUCCAAGGACAUCUCCACACAUAUCCAUAUCCUCCAUACACUUCUACUCUUACACACACAAAUGUACACACAAAUAAAAAUAAAUCAUAAAAAUAUGAACAAGCAGGGACUGAGGAAUGCCCAGAGUAUUCUUGGUAACCCCCAUGGGAUUUCUGAUAGUUUUGUACACAGCACAAACCCUAAUAAAAUCUUCCUGCUUGAUUGAUGGGUACAGUUCAGACCUGAAACCCAAGGAGUGUCUUUUGUUGCUUUUCCAUUACCUUGUCCUGAAUUUUGGAACCAGACUGUUUAAUGUACCUGGACCAAGAACGAGGACAUAGAGAUGGCUAUAGGUCUGUAGAACUGGACCCCAAUUACUUGUUCACAGAAGAUCAAUAGGGAAUAGUAAAGAAGAGAAGCCCGAUCAGUCUUAUCUGAGCAGAUCUGCCCUCUCCCGUGUUCCAUGUGAUGUGGGUUUGAGACUGUAGGUACAACACACAGGAAUGAGCUUUUACACACAAGAGACUUCUCUACCCCUAUCUGUGGCCCCAUCAGUCCCCCAGCCUCUCCAACAUUAACUUAUUCCCUUAGCAGGGCUGGAGAUAGGGCUUAAUGGGAGAUAGGUUUACAAGGGUCACAGUGUGAGCAGGAGCAGAGAUGACUCUAAAGAUUUUAUCCUCUCGGAGCUGGAGAGAUGGCUCAGUGGUCAAGAGCACUGGCUGCUUGCUCUUCCAGAUUUCCUGAGUUCAAUUCCUAGCAACCACGCUAACCAUCUAUAGUGGAAUCUGAUGCCCUCUUCUGGCAUACAAUUGUAUAUGCAGAUAGAGUACUCAUUCAUAAAAUAAAUAAAUCUGAAAAAAAAAAGGAUUUUAUCCUCUCAACACAUUAGGCCACAUAGCUUAAUUAUAACCAAUCAGAGGUGAGUCCAUCCCAUUCCUGAACAAGAGAAACCUGGGCUUCCUGAUUGUCUUCCUUUGUUCCUUUGUACUCCUUGGAACAGUGAUCUGGAAGGUUCCUUCAGUCUGAGCCACUGAGGCUUCUGAAAUGAGUCAGGACUGGAUGGUGACGAAUGCUUCUGGAUAUCAGGCCAUAAGUGUGCCUUCCCUGUUACUUAACUUGCAAAGUGAGAACCACACCAUCCAAUGUAGAGUGUGAGAAGAAAUUCUACAACCAGCCUACCCAUGCUGUUAAUAACAUUCAAAUUCUAAUACCAUAGACUUAAUUCUUGAAACAAUGAUUGAGCUGAUUAGCAGACUUGAAGACUGUGCCUGUAGUUGAUGGGCUAUUAAAUGGUUUUGAGGCUGGGCAUAUUCCAAGAGCCUUUGAAAUGAAGUCAAGUUGUUUUUCAAAUACACAGAAUAAACUCCUGAGUCUACUCAGACAAGGGGAGAAAGAACAGUUUUGUGGAAGAAUGUCCUUGACAAUAAAAAAUGAUAAGUUAAA
Mesocricetus auratus (golden hamster) is the source of this 10461-nucleotide messenger RNA. It is a transcript of the gene Pofut3, whose product is annotated as fucosyltransferase 10. Gene Ontology annotation, cellular component: Golgi membrane. The transcript has 5 exons. Gene Ontology annotation, molecular function: alpha-(1->3)-fucosyltransferase activity. The record is from RefSeq and is a predicted model, not a curated record. Lineage: Eukaryota; Metazoa; Chordata; Mammalia; Rodentia; Cricetidae. The coding region runs from base 450 to 1895 and encodes 481 amino acids.